Molecule: messenger RNA, 2996 nt
Organism: Wasmannia auropunctata (little fire ant)
Lineage: Eukaryota; Metazoa; Arthropoda; Insecta; Hymenoptera; Formicidae
Exons: 2
Biological process (GO): DNA integration
Molecular function (GO): nucleic acid binding
Source: RefSeq, a predicted model, not a curated record
AAGAAGAGAUAACGUUGGACGGUUACUACCUGCCUCAUAGACACGUGAUUAAAGAGAGCAGCACUACAAGGAUAAGACCAGUGUUUGACGCUUCGGCUGCCGGGAACGAUGGAUUUUCACUCAAUCAGUGUUUAGAGACAGGUCCGAACUUAAUUGAGUUGAUUCCUAAUAUAUUGGUACGUUUCAGGCGCCAUAAGAUUGGAGUAACCGCAGACAUCCGUAAGGCCUUCUUGCAAAUAAGCGUCUCGCAGGAAGACAGAGACGUGUUACGAUUCCUCUGGUGGAAGAAGUCGUGCUCAGAAGAAGUAGAAGUAUACAGGCAUCGAAGAGUGGUUUUCGGCGUGUCCAGUAGUCCCUUUUUAUUAGGCGGAACCAUCGAAUAUCAUUUGGAGAGGGCACUGCAAGGAGCCGAAACUGAAGACGAGAGAAAGGUUAUUCAACACCUUCAGAAAUCUUAUUACGUGGAUAAUUGCGUAACCAGCGUCGACUCGGAAGAUGAAUUAUUUUUAUUUAAAGAAGAAUCUAAACGAGUCAUGGCUAAAGGAAAAUUUGAUCUUCGUGGAUGGGAACAUUCUGGACAGAAAAGUAUAACAGAAUCAACCUCCGUGCUUGGUUUAAAUUGGAACAAGGAAGACGACACUCUGGGGCUGGCACCAUCAUUGCUGAAAUUACAGACUACUACAUCGAUUACGAAACGAGCUAUAUUGUCAGCGGCUCAACGAGUGUUUGAUCCUAUAGGCAUAUCAUCUCCUGCGUUUCUAAAGCCUAAGUUAUUGUUGCAGGAGCUCUGGUCGCAUAAGAUUACUUGGGACAUGGAAGUACCAGCAAACAUCAAGAUCGAAUUCAAUGAAUGGCAACAACAGCUCUUUUGGCUGGAGGGAUUACGAAUACCACGCUGGGCUUACCGACAAAAUAAAGAGACUAGAGAUUUAUCUUUUCACAUAUUCGUAGAUGCGAGCCAGGAUGCGUAUGCAGCUGCAUUAUUUGCGCGUACAGAGGGACCGGAAGAUGUCUACGUACAACUUGUUGCAGCCAAAUCCAGAGUGGCACCGGUAGAAAAGGCUACGAUACCUCGGUUAGAAUUGCUUGCCGCCACCAUUGGUGUUAGACUGUGGAAUUCACUAAAGGAUUCACUGGAUGCCGGAAAAAUAGAGGUCUUUUUCUGGUCAGACUCUACAACGGUUCUAGCUUGGAUAAACAGAGACAAGCCUUGGAACACUUUUGUCUAUAAUCGAGUAAAAGAAAUACGUAAGUUGUCAGAUCCGAAUCAGUGGCAUCAUAUCCCAGGAACUAUGAAUCCGGCAGAUCUACCCUCGCGAGGAUGUACAGCAAAACAUUUGGUGGAAUCCCGAUGGUGGGAGGGGCCAAAAUGGCUCAAGUCAUCUAAGCAGCAAUGGCCUAUCGGAGAUCAUGCUACAAACGAAGAGGAGAUCAAUAAAGAAAUGAAGAAGUCGGUCAAUAAAAAGAAGAUUCAGUCGAGUGAUGCAUUGUCGGAAGAAAGGUGCAUGCUUGCUUUAUCACAAGAAGAAGGUUGGUAUAUGAGAAGGCAGUCCAGCUACCUGAAGAUAGUACGUACUGUGGGAUGGAUUCUUCGUUUUAUUAGUAAUUGUCGAACGUCACGAGAUUCAAGAUUAGUAGAUGAAUUGACGGCGAAGGAAUUCACUACAGCUGAGCUCACGGUUUUAAGAUUGAGUCAACAAGAGUCCUUUAACGGAAUAAGCGAUGCAAGAUUCAAAACUUUAAACGUGUACGAAGAUGAAAACAAGUUGCUGCGACUGAAAUCACCAGUCAUCAACCGAGAAGAUACAUACGACUUUCGUUGUCCUAUCGUACUAGAUCCAAAACACUUAUUGAUCAAGAAGUUAAUUGAUUAUAAGCAUAAACAACUGAAUCACGCUGGAAUUCAGAUUGUAAUGGGUAAUCUACGAGAAAUGUGUUGGAUCCUUAAUUGUAGAGCUGCAGUACGAUCAGCGAUAAGUAAUUGUGUAACAUGCAAGCGUCACAAAGUUAAUAAGUUAGAGGCUACUUCCGGAGACCUACCCAACGAGCGAGUGAAGGAUGCCAAGGUAUUCGAGGUUGCCGGAAUCGACUAUGUAGGACCAUUAUACCUAAAGAAUUCGCAAAAGGCAUGGAUAUGCUUGUUUACAUGUGCAAUCUAUCGAGCAAUCCAUUUUGAACUUACCACAUCACUAUCCACUGAUGCCUUUCUGCAAGCGCUACGCAGGUUUAUAGCAAGAAGAGGAAGACCUGCAAUAAUUUAUACUGACAAUGGAACAAAUUUUGUGGGAGCUCGUAAUCUGCUUCACAAAAUUGAUUGGGACAAGAUCAAGAGGUUCAGUGCAACACAGAAGAUAGACUGGCGCCUUAAUCCUCCUGCAGCGCCAUGGUGGGGAGGAUGGUGGGAGCGCUUGGCCAUCAUCAACUCACGUCCAUUGGGUUAUUUGGCGGAUGAUACCACGCAGUUGAAACCUUUAACACCGAUGAUGUUCUUGCAAGAAACCAUUCAAAACGAAGUUCCAGAUUUGGAUAGAGUAGAAGUCAAUUUGACCAAACGAAUAAAAUAUCGACAAAGCUUACGGGACGAAUUACGCAAACGCUUUCGUUCCGAGUAUUUGGGUCAGCUGUCUCGCAGAACAAAAAGUAACAGUUUUGUAAUCAAGGAAGGAGACAUCGUUCUGUUGGGACAUGACAAUUUAAAACGACUAGACUGGCCGCUAGCUAGGGUGGUCAAAGUAUUGCCAGGUAAAGAUGGAGUUACACGAGUAGUCAAACUAAAGACUGCAACUGGUGAACUGGUGCGACCCGUUCAACGACUGUAUCCCUUGGAGAUGCUCCCGAGCACUAUGGAGACAGUGGAUUAUGACAUGAACGCAGCCGACCAGACCAAGGAAGAGGAUCAAGCAGCUACCAUAGAUGCCACCCAAGACGUCCUUAAGAGAGAAUUCCGGACCAGAAGCGGUAGACGCGUAAAAGCUCCGGAUAGACUCGGGUUUUAA